Molecule: messenger RNA, 1380 nt
Organism: Colletotrichum destructivum
Lineage: Eukaryota; Fungi; Ascomycota; Sordariomycetes; Glomerellales; Glomerellaceae
Product: Putative thymidylate synthase, active, thymidylate synthase/dCMP hydroxymethylase
Exons: 2
Coding region: 56-1060 (334 amino acids)
Biological process (GO): dTMP biosynthetic process
Cellular component (GO): mitochondrion; cytosol
Molecular function (GO): thymidylate synthase activity
Source: RefSeq, a predicted model, not a curated record
AGACAUUUCCAACCCACCAAGACUUGACUUCCACAGACCAAGACGCAACGCAACAAUGACACCCACAGCAAUCGAAUCCGCCACCAUGGCUUCCCCCGAGAACGCCACGAAACAGAACGGCUCUGUCCCGACCAAGCGCCACGAGGAGUAUCAAUACCUUGACCUCGUCCGUGAGAUCCUCGAGGAGGGCGAACACCGGCCAGACAGAACCGGCACCGGAACCUACUCCAUCUUCGCACCAACUCCUCUCAAAUUUUCCCUCAACAAGGACGGCGAGCCUCUGCUUCCCCUCCUCACCACGAAGCGCGUCUUCCUCCGCGCCGUCAUCGCCGAGCUGCUGUGGUUCAUUGAAGGCAACACAUCCUCUCUCGCUCUGAGCGAGGCGGGCGUCAAGAUCUGGGACGGCAACGGCUCGCGGGAGUUCCUAGACAGCGUCGGCCUCGCGCACCGCGAGAUCGGCGACCUCGGCCCCGUGUACGGCUUCCAAUGGAGGCAUUUCGGCGCCGAGUACGUCGAUUCCAAGACGGAUUAUACGGGCCAGGGUGUCGACCAGCUCGCUGAAGUCAUCCACAAGCUCAAGACAAACCCCUAUGACCGCCGCAUCCUCCUGAGCGCGUGGAACCCCGCCGACCUGAAGAAGAUGGCCCUCCCCCCAUGCCACAUGUUUGCGCAGUUCUACGUUUCGUAUCCACGGGCCCGUGGCACCAGUACGCAAGAGAAGACCAAGGGCCAUCUGCACUGCCAGCUGUACCAGCGGUCCUGCGAUAUGGGCCUCGGUGUGCCCUUCAACAUCGCCAGCUACGCUUUGCUGACGCAUAUGAUUGCGCGCGCGUGCGACCUCGUCCCCGGCAGCCUGACGCACGUCAUGGGCGACGCGCACGUCUACGCCGACCACGUCGAUGCACUCAAGGUGCAGCUGGAGCGCGAGCCCAGGGAUUUCCCCCUAUUGGAGAUCAACAAUAGGGAUGCCGGGUGUAGCAUUGACGGAUGGAAGGUUGAAGACUUUGUGGUCAAGGGAUACGACCCGCAUAAGACGAUUGCCAUGAAGAUGUCUGUGUAAGAGACGAAGGGCCCAUGCGCCAGGGAGUGGGAUUCACUUUUUUCUUUCUUUUUUGGUCUGAUAUUAUCGUGUUGUCAUUAGACACUGGGAGUUGGGAUCUGGACUUGCAUUAAUGAGGUGUCACACACAUCAACCUGAUGGCAUGAAUAUGAGAAGAGAGAGCAUUGCAUUGGGACAGUGGUGACUUGGCGGCAUCAGAAAGAUAGACUUGCACACGCCGACAUUGAAAUACUUAUUGUAGGGUGUGUCUUUUACUUGUCUCAUUUCCUAUUGAUCACUUGUUAGCAAAGAUAUUCAGAUUCAGCCCUCGACGUGACCGA